AUGAAAUAUAUCAUUAGCUAUCUUUUACUCAUUGUAAAUAUUAUCAUCCUUCUAAGUCCUGAAGAUGUUAGUAUUCAGCUCCCUACAUUAGGAAUAUCGAUUUUACGAAAUAACAUGUUUAAUUCAACUUCAGAUGCAAAAAUUCGGGAUUUUUAUUUCUAUCCUGGAGCGAAUAUUUUGGAAAAAAUUGACAAGAAAUAUCGAUUUCAUGCUGGAGAAUUCAUUUCAGAUCAAUUUUUUUCAUUUUCAUACAAGCAAAAGCCAGAAUCAUUAGAAGCUUUAAAGUACGUUGGUGAUUGUAUGCUUUCUUGUACAGAGAAAUGCAACUGUGAUUAUCCAACUCCAUUUUUGCAACAACAUAUGCACAAUUGGUCAAUCGAAAUUAAAAAUAUACCUGAUGUAUUAGAAUGGAAGUUACCAGAAGUCAUGUAUUUUCAUCAUGGACUAAGAUUUCAGCCACAAAAGAUCAAAGAUUACAUAAAAGAUAAGGAUAUCAUAGAUAUUGGUGCAGCAAUGGGAGAUUCUGCAAUAGCCUUAUCUAAUUAUACCAAUAGACGUGUUUAUUCAUACGAAAUUUCAAAACAAUUUGUAGAAACUGCCAAAAAUUUGUUUAAAACGUUCAAAAUAGAGAACAAAACCCAAAUAUUCUUGAAAGGAAUGUCUGAUAAGCCGAAAAACAAGAAAAUUCACGACGAUGCAAAUUUAGGCCAAAAUAUUAAUGUAAAUCCUGCAAAAGGAGAUGCAAAAUACGUUUUACCGAUAACAACCAUAGAUAAAGAAGUUAGUGAGUUAAACUUAAAAGUUGGCUUUAUAAAAGCUGAUGUUGAAGGAUUAGGCUUAGCUGUAUUGAGAGGAGGCUUGAAGACGAUUAAAAGAGAUAGACCAGUUAUUGAACUUGCUAGUUAUCAUAGUUAUGAUGAAUUUUUUGGUUUUCCACAAUUAUUAUUUAGUUUACCGAAUUAUUUAUUCGAAUUUCAUAAUGAAAAUGAUAUAAUAUAUUCUUUUCAUGAGGUUGCGAUCUUCGCAUACCCAGCUGAAAUUUUUUAUCCGAAAUAUUAUGAAGAUUAG
Trichomonas vaginalis G3 is the source of this 1068-nucleotide messenger RNA. Its product is annotated as methyltransferase, FKBM family protein family. The coding region runs from base 1 to 1068 and encodes 355 amino acids. The transcript has a single exon. The record is from RefSeq and is a predicted model, not a curated record. Lineage: Eukaryota; Parabasalia; Trichomonadida; Trichomonadidae.